AUGGCACCGUAUAAGGAAGAUGAAGUGAAAGUAGAUAAUGUGACAAAGAUUGUUGACACUGCAAAACUGCACUGUGUCAGUAGUGUCCAUGUUAAUUUGCAUGUCUCUAAGGUUGUGGUUCAUCCGCUAGUGUUGCUUUCUGUGGUUGAUCAUUUCAAUCGCGUGAGUAAAACUCAAAAUGUAAAACGUGUGGUUGGCGUUUUGCUAGGCAGCAUGAAACCAGACAGGACGCUCGAUAUCGCUAAUAGCUUUGCUGUUCCUUUUGAUGAGGAUGAACGAGAUAAGAAAACUUGGUUCCUCGAUAUGGAUUAUUUGGAAAGCAUGUAUGGCAUGUUCCACAAAGUUGCUGCACGCGAAAGAAUCGUUGGAUGGUAUCACACUGGACCCAAACUUUGUCAAAACGACAUUGUGAUCAACGAGCAGUUGAAACGCUUCACAUGUAAUCCUGUUCUUGUUGUUAUACAGGCCGAACCAAAAGAUUUAGGAUUGCCAACGGAAGCUUAUGUGGAGGUGCAAGAAGUCCAUGCUGAUGGUACACCACCAAUCAAAACCUUCGAGCAUGUCCCAAGUGAGAUCGGUGCUGAGGAAGCCGAAGAAGUUGGAGUUGAGCAUCUCUUAAGGGAUAUCAAAGACCAGACAGCAGGAACUCUUUCUCAAAGAAUCACUGAUCAGUUAAUGGGACUGAGGGGUUUGCAUGGGCAAUUGCGAGAUUUGCAGUGUUAUUUGCAUGAAGUAGCUGACGGUAAGCUACCAAUCAAUCAUGCCGUUAUCUAUUAUAUACAGGAAGUGUUAAAUCUUCUACCCGAUGUCACGUCGCCGCAAUUUGUUGAAGCGCAUAAUGUGCAGACAAAUGAUCAGUUGAUGUGCGUUUAUAUGGGAUCUCUCGUACGAACUGUUAUUGCUCUGCAUAAUCUCAUUGAUAAUAAGCUUUCUCUACAAAAGAAUGAAAAGGAUAAGGAGAAAGUUGAAGGAAUAGGAAAGAAAGAUGAAAAUAAAGAAGAAAAAAAAGAAAAUAAGGAUACGAGAGACAGCAAAGAAGGUGAUAAAGAAAAGGAGAAGGAAGCUACUAAAAAGUCUUUCUGA
Molecule: messenger RNA, 1083 nt
Organism: Acanthocheilonema viteae
Lineage: Eukaryota; Metazoa; Nematoda; Chromadorea; Rhabditida; Onchocercidae
Source: the annotation of a GenBank genome assembly